Molecule: messenger RNA, 2429 nt
Organism: Physeter macrocephalus (sperm whale)
Lineage: Eukaryota; Metazoa; Chordata; Mammalia; Artiodactyla; Physeteridae
Gene: SOX15
Product: SRY-box transcription factor 15
Exons: 2
Coding region: 1485-2180 (231 amino acids)
Biological process (GO): negative regulation of transcription by RNA polymerase II; cell differentiation; anatomical structure morphogenesis
Molecular function (GO): DNA-binding transcription factor activity, RNA polymerase II-specific; RNA polymerase II cis-regulatory region sequence-specific DNA binding
Source: RefSeq, a predicted model, not a curated record
GUUUCCUGUAUCUCCACACCUAGCUUCUCUAGCAUUCCAAAGAUGGUCUACUUCUGGGAAUUUCUGACAUUCCUAAAUUCUCCAGGCCCAGGUACCCUCCUGGUCCAGAGGAGAGUGGCUUGUGCCUUUCUGCCUCUCCCCUCCCCCAGGUUUGCUGGUAGAGGGAGCUGGGCCACUCCUAUACCCUGAGUCACAGCGGGCUAGGUAGGGCUGCUCAGGGCUGCUCGAAGCUGGAGCUGUUCCUGCUAAAGAGCUGAGAGCCACGGCAGGCUGCUUAAUCCGAUUACCUGAGGCCUGGGGCUUGGGCUGGGCCUUGGGCAGAGUGGGGAGCAGGGUUCCCUCAAGACAGCCUCUGGGACCUAGGUGUCCAGCCCUCAUUCCUGCUGGUUCUCUGCCCUGGAUCCAGGCUUUUUCUCCAGCAUCCACAUCACUGACCUCUCAGCCUUAGGGGUCAUCCUGGGCUUCCUUGAUCCCUGCCUCCCAACUCUGAGGAUUAGAAAUAAAACAUGCAGUGGAGGAACCUAGGUUUGGGGGCUAUAGUGGGGAGGGUUUAAAUUUUCCCACCUGGAAAGGGGCUGAAUUACCACCCAAGCACCUCAGGAAACAAAAAUGGCUUGCCUACCUCCUGACUGCCAGACUUUUUUGCCCCGGGCCAGGUCAGGGGUUUGAGGAGCAGGAGGCACCAGAAAAGGGUUUGGGUUUGGAUUGGGGGGUUGGGUGUCCUCACCUCCUUCCCAGCACAACUCUGAGCCUGAGGGCUUUUGAUCACCCGAUGCCUGAUCCCAUUGUGCAAAGGCACAACUUUAUAAAUUGCCAGUGCUUAAGAAGGGAGGGGUAGCUGUUAAGAGCCACUGGGGCUGGAAGGCCUGACUUAGGUCUUGGGUGGGGAGGGGGCGUGGUCCCCUGGGGGGGGGGGAAGAACAGGACACCUGGUUGGCCUAAGGGAGGGGGAGGUUGGCGCCCUUUAGGAGGCGCGGUCGGCUGGGAGGGAGUAGGGAGGAGUCAGUCGUUAAAAGCAGUUCCCGGGCCUGGCGCACCCGGCAGCCACAGACGCUGAGGCCAGGUGAGAGAGGGCUGUGGCACCUGGGCUGUGCCUCCUGGCAGCUGCGGGACCCCAGAGCGCGAAGGUUUACUGCCUUCACCGAAGCCCGGGCCGGUGGCCGGCAGCUAGUAGGGGGAGCGAGGCUGGGUCGGGGACCUCGCGGCCACAAGGAAAGAGCACAGCCUAUCCAGGACUGGGUACCGGACAGCGGAUUUUGCGCUCGACUCCCCAGACGUGCCGGAUUGGUUGGUGGCAGGGGCUCCAUUAUAAGGACUCUGAACUUGGGGACGAUAUAUAUACCUUUUAAGGACACGAGUCUCUCUCUAACGACUCCGGACUAGGAAGGCGCUUCCAUUUUAAGGAUACCGGGUUUGGGGAUCAACGUUUCACUUUGGAGGGGAGGGCGUGUAGGACGCCCUCUUAAGGCUUCCCUUCACCCCCGAUGGCGCUACCCGGCUCCUCACAGGCCUGGAGCCUGGAACCUCCCACUCCCACGGCCCCUACCUCCUCGUCCUCGGGCUCCCAGGAGCGGGAGGGCGCCGGGAGCCCAGUGGUCUCCGGGGGGCUUCCCUUGGAGAAGGUGAAACGGCCCAUGAACGCGUUCAUGGUGUGGAGCUCCGCCCAGCGCCGCCAGAUGGCGCAGCAGAACCCGAAGAUGCACAACUCAGAGAUCUCCAAGCGCCUGGGCGCGCAGUGGAAGCUGCUGGGCGAGGACGAGAAGCGGCCCUUCGUGGAAGAGGCUAAGCGGCUCCGGGCCCGGCACCUGCGCGACUACCCCGACUACAAGUACCGGCCGCGGCGCAAGACCAAGAGCGCGGGCCCCGGGUCGCCCCACUUCGGCCAGGGAAGCGGCGGCGUGGCUGGCGGCGGGCCGGUCUGGGGGCCCGGGUACACGACCACCCAGGGGAGCAGAGGCUUUGGGUACCAGCCCCCCAACUACUCGACAGCCUACCUGCCUGGCGGUUACGGCUCUUCCCACUGUAAACCGGAGGCCCCCUCGCCGUGCUCUCUCCCUCAGAGUAACCCAAGGCUCCAGGGGGAGCUGCUCCCCCCUUACAGCCCCUACCCACCCCCAGGCCCUCCCACUCUGUACAACCCUCCCCUCCCAGGGGCCCCCAUGCCCCUAACCCACCUCUAACCCUCAUGGACAUGGACCUCCCAGAGAGGUUUCCAUCCUCCUUUUCUACCCAGAAACACCCCACUACCACCACCACCACCACCAUUCCCAGGCUGCAAACCCUGUUCUAGAACUGUGUUGGACCACAGUUCAGAAGAGGUGGGCAGUACCCCCCAAAGCCCUGAAAGCCAGUGGGAAGAAAACAAGACAGUUUUUUUUUUUUUUGUAGGCUGAACACAGUUUUGUACGAUUACACCACGUCUCUGAGUC